Sordaria macrospora k-hell is the source of this 1215-nucleotide messenger RNA. Lineage: Eukaryota; Fungi; Ascomycota; Sordariomycetes; Sordariales; Sordariaceae. The record is from RefSeq and is a predicted model, not a curated record.
AUGCCGAACAUGGACGUCAGCGACCUUAACACGGUCAUCGCUGUCCUCGGCGCCUUCAUCAUCAUCUUCGGCAUCAUAUCCGUCAAGAUCAAAAGCCGCUGGUUCCUCGGUGAAGCGCUACCAGCCGUCCUCAUCGGGAUCAUCCUCGGCCCUAUAUUAGCCAAAUUCCUGGACAGUUUAAGAUGGGGUUCUUCACCAUCCCCUGAGCAAACAUCGACGAUCACCCUCGGUCUGACCCGCAUCAUGAUCAGAGUCCAGCUAGUCAUUGCGGGUUAUCAGGUUCCGGCCAAGUAUCAGCUCCUGCGCUGGAAGGAGAUGGCCCUGUGUUUGCUCCCCAUCAUGACCGUCAUGUGGCUUUGCACGACGCUGUGCAUGUUGGCGACGGUGCCAGACCUCAGCCUCCUGUCGGCGCUGGUCAUUGCUAGUUGUGUAACUUGCACAGACCCAAUCCUCAGCCAGGCCAUUGCCAAGGGCCCUUUCGCUGACAAGUUUGUGGCUCGUGAUCUGCGCAAGAUCAUAUCGAGCGAAGCCGGCGCCAACGAUGGGUUUGGGUUCCCUUUCCUGAUGUUGGCUGUGUACUUGAUGAGGCAUGCCAAUAGUGAUGGUUCUUCUGGUGGACAUGGCGCGGAGGCGGCGGCUGAGGUCGUCGCUCGGAUCCACCGGCCUGACUUCAUGCCCAACGUGUGCAAGAACUACAAGGAAGCCUUCUUCAUGGGCUACUUCGGUCCCAUUGGUGCUGGUGCGGUGUUCUACGUUGAGCACACCCGCCACUUGUACCCCGAGCUGGGCCAUGGCGACGAGGAGGAAACCCACCUCGUGCGCGUCAUGAUUUCCGUUGUGUAUGUCCUCGUCUUGUUCUCGAUCGUGGUUCACGGACUGUCGAUUCCGGGGCUCAACUUGAUCUACAAGUUUUGCGGUGUCAAGCCGAUUAUGGACGAUGCGGUCGUGGUGCGUCGCAAGUCGGUUCGGGUGCCGACGCCUGUCAUCGCCGAGGUCAACGACAGCAAGACGUUUGUCGCGUACAACCGCUUCUCAAGGCCGGUAUUCGAGCCGGGCGAGCUGCCAGUUGUCGAGGAGCGCUACGGCGGUGGCAUAUGCAUCAUGACGGCGGUCGGGCGGCGACGCCUGAUUCGGUCGAGCUUGAGAAGGACAGAACUUCGCCCGGCAGUCAACGUGAUUGCUCUAUACGCUUCAGUCAGAACAGGUUCUAAAUAG